Molecule: messenger RNA, 835 nt
Organism: Schistosoma margrebowiei
Lineage: Eukaryota; Metazoa; Platyhelminthes; Trematoda; Strigeidida; Schistosomatidae
Source: the annotation of a GenBank genome assembly
CAAAUUUUCAAAGUGGAACUUUCGUACAUUUGAAACGUACUUUCGAAAUACACAGAUAGUUUCAUUAACAAGCCAUCUCAUGUCUUCUCACGUAAUCAGAGAAGAUUAUGUUUGUUCCUAUGAUCGAGCAAUAACAACAAAUGACACAGUAAGUUAUCAACGUUGUGAAUUAAACAGCUCAUCAACAAACGAAAUAAUAAAUCAAGAGACCGCGAAUCGUGAAAAACAGGAAGUGGUAGGUUCACCAGACGAUAAAUUUUUGGCACGUUCACUAGUAAAUGACGUUACUCAAGAUGCAUUCAAAGCGGAACUUAGGAAAGACAAUAAAAUACUUCAUUUAAGCAAUGAUCAGAAUAAAAUUGAAUUAAAUUUAGCAGAAGAUGAAACAUAUGACUCUGAUGACUCUAAUGCAUAUGUGAGAAGACGUGUGGCAGAACUCAACUUGGAAUUAUCGAAGGAAAAAGAAUAUUUUGCUGAUAACUAUGAAAAAAAGACAGGACGUGUAAAUUUUCAUCCACAACUUUUUUAUUCACGGAUAAUAUGCCAGAAUAGUUGUGAAGAUUUAAAUGAUUUCAGCGAAGACGAAAUAAACGAGUUGAAGAAAUUAAGUCAUAAUGAUGAUGAUGAUACAAUGAAUAAGUCAAUUAUGAACGCAAAUCCAAAAUAUUCCCAACAGCGGACGUCUGUUAUACCAGGACCUGUUAAUAUCAGUGAAAAUAACUUAGGCGGAUAUGAGUCUCUCAUCUCAAAAGAAAGUAAUGUAGAAGAGGCCGACAAAAAUUUUAUUGACAGUAAGUUAUCUAUGAAAGGUUUGAAGAUUAAAAGUUCUCUCUGA